Molecule: messenger RNA, 3171 nt
Organism: Perkinsus marinus ATCC 50983
Lineage: Eukaryota; Perkinsozoa; Perkinsida; Perkinsidae
Exons: 28
Coding region: 1-3171 (1056 amino acids)
Source: RefSeq, a predicted model, not a curated record
AUGAGCCCAGACUCCUCAUGGAAGGUCGUGGAGGUGGCGUGGGCUCUGGCGGCUAGUUUGACAGUCGUGAGACGUGUGAAAUACGAAGUAUGGGAGUCUGGUACUGAUAUGCUAGAGCACGCUCUGGAGCAGUUGAGGACAGGCGUGCCGUCGAGGAGUGUACUAAGGCAUGUCAUACAGGUGGUGGCGCAUUUACAAGAGUUGCCGAGUGCGAGAGAGUGGUUCCUGUCGCAUGGGACUACUGAUGCUCUUCGUAGUGUAGUUGCUGAGGAAGGUCACGACCAUAUGGGUAUAAGUUUGCCUAUUGUAACUAUAAAAGGAGACUUUAUGGGACAGGGGUCAAUUGAUAUCACCAAGUCCACGUUGGAGAGUUUGGAGAAUUUCUUCGAGGAAGGCUUCUAUCUCCCAGGCGUCCUCGUACUCCUAUGUUCGGUAGUAGUCCCAAUAGUGAAGCUGUUGAUGAUGUUGGUGAUAUUCAUUAUUCGUCAUACCUUCCCAGAGAAAGCUCACCAGCUCAUGUUUGUACUGCGGAUCAUAGCGAAAUACCAAAUGCUGGAUAUAUUCGUCACAGUUAUUAUGGUAGCUUUUCUCAAUCAGGAUGUGAUGCGCACUACGUUGCAGACUGGGUUCUACUACUAUCUGGCAUUUUGUCUACUGAGCAUUGGUGCUACUCAAGUGUUGUGGUCAAUGCUGCCCGACCGGCCACAAGCGUUGUAUGCUCAGCAGCUCGCCCGAUGGAUGCGGGACAGGCAGACGGAGAUUGCCUUCAAGAACAUCACGGGUCGUUCGCCUGAUCAGGCUGAUCACUCCAGCUUAGUUCACUACUACACUCGGAAUACUGAAGUGCAUGGCUCGGUUCCCUUUGGUGAGGCCCUACCAGAAGGUCGACGGCAAGCUGCUCAGAGUGGGGCUUGUGGAGAUCCUUUGCCUGAGCUCAACACAACGCCGCUUACCACACCACAGCCGAAUCGUCGUCGUUGUGAGGGUGAUCGAGCAUGUUCCAGUGUAGAAGAAGUAGAGGCUCAGGAAGGAGACCGCAAGGCUCGGAUAAGUCGGACGCCUUCUUUUGGUGCAGCAGCUUCAGAGCCGCUUGCCUUCCACUCGUCGGCUCCUCCCAAUGAACACAGUCCGGAAUCACCACGGGUGGCGACUGUUAAUGACGGUACUCUUGUGGUGUGGCCCAGCCGUACUGCUGAACAACGUAGAGGAGGCGGCGCUCUCUCUGAGGUCACCAGUGUGGCCAGUACGUUCAACUUGGCUCAAAUCAACAAGCUGUCUCUGUGUGGAUCGAUAUUCACCUGUGGAGGCUGUUGUCGAGGCUUUGAAUUCUCCUUGGACACCUUUUUCCUCUAUGGAGCCUGCAUAACCUUCUACAUCGGUCUGUACUGGAGUCUCUACCAUAGUGUCCUUACUGUUAAAGUGGCAUUCAAGGAGAGCUUGAUUGUAUCACAGAGCACGUUGGGUCUUUUUGGCAUGAUUGAUGGGCUUGUUAAGCAGCAUGAGGGUAUCAACUACUUUAUUCCCGCGGUUGUUUUCGCUGUUUUCGCACUUAUUGUGCCGUGUGUUCAAGUCGGCGGAAUAUUCAUCGCUGGCACACUCCACGUCCUCCCUUGUCACAAGACGUCUCACACGUGUGCUGAUCUUUAUCGUUGGCUGCUCUAUCUCAUCGAUUACAUCAGCGACUGGGCUAUGAUGGACGUUUUCUCUGUUGCUAUGUUCACCACGUUGAUCUCUCUCAAUGCAUUUGAUGCCUUGCGAGCUGAUGCUCCUCCUGGGUUGCUAUCGGGCUUCUACUUCCUACUCAUGGCUGGGCUAGCCUCGAUGGAUCUGGCUACGCAAACGCAUGAGCUGUUGAUGGACGCUAUGGCACGGAAUGUCGUGGAGAUGGCUACUGAGAUGAUCAUACUCGAGCAUGAGCAAGAGGAAUCCUUAAGGGAUCCAGAGUAUAUGAUUGGGGACCAGAGUGCCACUACGCCUAGGUCUUAUUCAUCGUUUACUCGAUGGCGACCUGCUCACCCAGACGAUGCUAUCGCUGACCGGCCUAAUGCAGUGGAGAGGAGCGGCAGUAUGGCGAUCGAUGGUCGCACUGAUAUAACCUCAAUGUCGCGGAGGGACCCAACAGAGUGGCAGACCUUCCGUAUCCUCCGCCGUGAACUUAGACGGAAUGCUAGUCGUGCGCAGAAGCAGGCCAGCUCAGCUGCUGUGGCCUCAGCCAUGUCAUCACCACCCAUAUCGCCAAAUGUGUCGAGGCGUUCGAGAGAUGAGGGUGAUAUCGAGGAUGGCCACGCCUUGGUGGGAGCUCUUCAGAAUGCAUGUCUAGUAGCCCCUGGCGCUGCUGCUUCUGAGUCCCUUAUGAGACGGAGCAAAUCACUGAUGGUUCUUCCUCGGAGUAAGAGUUCCCUUGUUGCUACUGAGGAGCAACAACUACAUCAGCGGAAUUGCUCGUUGCUCUCAUCGCUGGCUGGCGGUCGAUCUCUGGCAGAGUCAGCACGGUCAGUGGCCGGCACUGGGGAGAAGGUUCCUGCUGUGCUAGAGGCAGCCAAGCGCAAGGUGGAGCAGUACGUUGAUAUGGAGGCCAUAGUGAACAGCCCGAGGCGUCGAAGGAGAAGUUUUGGUGACAAUCUGGAUGACAUUCAAGGCCACCAGAAGGAUACCUUGGAUGGAGAGAGGCGAGCUGGUCGUGACGAUAAAGGGAAGCAUUACCGCUUGGUAGCCACCGAUGAGAGUGAGAAUAAUGAUAGCGAUAACGACUCUACUGCGGACAAGGCCGUACCACCCUUGUGGAAGCGGCUCUUGCAGAGGAUGACUGGCACGGUGUUGGUCAUUAAGGCUGUGAGCUGGGGUAUCUUCUUCAUAGUGUGGAGCAUGCAUACAAGUAUGCCCCCAGUCGACCUAGAUGUUAUUAACCUAUCAUUACGAGGGAACCUCCCGUUGAUCAACGGUGCAUUGCAAGAUGCGUUGCCGAGCUCACUUGGUGCAUGCACGAUUGAUCCUCUGCAUAUAGCGCCUAAGCCGUGUGUUGGGAAUAGCUCUCUUUACUACGUCCGUGAAAGGGUAUAUGAAGUGAACGCCCGAUGGGUGACAGGACUGAGGACGACUAAAUUGGAGAACAUAUACCUCUCGGUGCCUAAGGAGAACAGGCUGGCGUUGAGCAUUGAAGGCAUAGCGUAA